AUGGCUUCAAUUUGCAUAAACGACGCAUUAACAGAUGAUGAGCUAAGAGCAAUAUUAUCCAAGCUAGAGAAUGAUAAGGGCAAGGAGAUAUUUGGGUUGGUUUGCAAGAGAUGGUUAAAGUUGCAGAGUACAGAAAGGAAGAAACUUGCUGCUAGAGCUGGACCUCACAUGCUUCAAAAGAUGGCUGCUAGGUUUUCUAGAUUGAUUGAAUUGGACUUGUCUCAGUCUGUUUCAAGGUCUUUUUAUCCUGGUGUUACUGACUCUGAUAUUGCCGUUAUUGCUGAUGGUUUUAGAUGCUUAAAAGUCCUUAAUUUGCAGCAAUGUAAAGGUAUUUCAGAUAAGGGAAUGAUGUCAGUUGGAGGUGGUCUUUCAUCUCUACAGUCCUUGAAUGUAUCCUAUUGCAGAAAGCUAACAGACAAGGGAUUGUUGGCUGUUGCUAAGGGCUGUCAAGAUCUGCGGAGCCUACAUCUUAAUGGAUGCAAAUUUAUUACUGAUGAAGUACUAAGUGCUCUUUCUAAGAACUGCCCAAAUCUACAAGAGUUGGGCCUGCAAGGUUGCACUAGUGUAACUGACAGUGGACUUGCAAAUCUUGUUAGUGGAUGUCGGCGGAUCCACUUCUUAGAUAUCAAUAAAUGCAGUAAUGUGGGGGACAGUGGGAUUUCCAAUGUUUCAGAGGCAUGUUCAUCUUCCCUGAAGACACUAAAGUUGUUGGACUGUUUUAGAGUUGGGGAUAAGUCUAUUUUAUCUUUGGCCAGGUUUUGCAAGAAUCUGGAAACCCUUGUCGUUGGUGGCUGCCGAGACAUCUCUGAUGAGUCUAUAAAAUCAUUGGCCACUUCCUGUGGAAACAGUUUGAAGAACUUGCGUAUGGACUGGUGUUUAAAUAUCUCAGACUCUUCGUUAAGCUGCAUCCUCACUGAAUGCAGAAACCUGGAGGCUCUUGAUGUUGGGUGCUGUGGGGAGGUUACAGAUGCUGCCUUUCAUGGUUUAGGGACUAUGGAAACCAUAAUGAGGCUGAAGGUUUUGAAGAUCAGUAACUGUCCAAAGAUCACAGUAACUGGAAUAGGCAUGCUUUUGGAUAAAUGCAACUCUUUGGAAUACCUUGAUGUAAGGUCCUGCCCUCACAUUACCAAGUCAGGCUGCGAUGAGGCUGGAUUGCAGUUCCCUGAUUGCUGUAAAGUGAAUUACACAGGGAGUUUAAAUGAGCCAGAUGUUCAGCUUUGA
Molecule: messenger RNA, 1221 nt
Organism: Dovyalis caffra
Lineage: Eukaryota; Viridiplantae; Streptophyta; Magnoliopsida; Malpighiales; Salicaceae
Source: the annotation of a GenBank genome assembly